AGCCUACCAAACAGUUACCGAGCGUGAUUUUCUCGCAGGAAAAGAAGAGAGAAAGAAGAACCUGAAGACACUCCCAAGAAAUGAUUGCCAUUUCAACGGUAAAUGUCCGUUUCGUCUUGUUGUUGCUUUUAAGUUGGUCAUCAAUCAGUUCGGCCGAUGCCACCCUGAAUUUGGAGGACCAAUUGCAACAUUUGACCCAAAAUUACAUGCAAUUUAAAGAAAUUGUUGAAACUAAAUUCGAAACUAAAUUUCAUCAACUUGAAGCCAAAGUUUCUCAGCAGCAGAACCAAAUGGUCCGUCAGCUCGAAAUUAAAAAUCGGCAACUGGAAGAAAAAGUCAUUCGGCUAGAAUCCAAAGUGCAACAACUAGAAUCGUCUUUAGAAGCUCUACAAGAAAACAGAAAAAGUGUCAAUCCGCUAACUGGAAGAAGCGCCAUCCAGAGGACGUGCAGAGAAGCCCAUCUGGCGGACCCAUCUCUCGAUUCCGGCAUGCACUGGAUCGAUCCGGACGGACAAGGCGUCGGAGAUGACCCCAUUUACGUCCAUUGCGACAUGACUACAGAUACGACAUCCGUUCCACACGACAGCGAAGGACCGAUGGACGUCGGCCACUGCGCUGAUCCUGGAUGUUAUUCAAAGGCCGUGACGUACAACGCAAGUCUCAGACAGAUGGCAGUGUUAGCAGAUUUGUCUAGCGAAUGCCAUCAGGCGAUUAAAUACGAUUGCUUCUACGCCCCUUUCGAGUUGGACGGCAUCGCAUUUUCCUGGUGGAACGACAAAAACGGAAACGACAAAUUCUUCUGGGCCGGCGCCUACACCGACGUCCACACCUGCCAGUGUGGCAUCGAUGGAAAUUGCGUCGAAUCUUUUAUGAAGUGCAACUGCGAUUCUACUGCACCGGAGCAAUUAGUCGAUAGCGGAGUCAUUAAUGAUAAGGAGAUCCUGCCCGUCACCCGAUUGAAUUUCGGCCGAACUGGGCAAGAAUAUUCUUCCGGUGUUCACACACUGGGUCGAUUCGAAUGCACCGGACAAGUGGCCGUCACUGGAAUGCCGACGUCGUGCGAAGAUCUUUGGAGGAUCGGCCACACCCUGAGCGGAUUCUAUUCCGUUAAAGGAGUCAAAAUGGUCGAAAGUCUUUACUGCGAUUUUUCAAAACUACCGAACGAAGCAGGUUUCCAGAAAUGGAUCGGAUACGACGACGUCAAGUCGGCACCUGUCUACUUCUACGUCCAGCGGAAUUCUGCCUUCAACACGGCAAAUGUCUCAAUUCCUUUCCAGGUCUCCAAAUUAAACAUCGGCAACGCCAUGGAUUUGACGACAGGAAAAUUCACGGCACCUGUCCCGGGAACGUAUUUCUUCUCGUUUACUGGACACGCCCAAUUUCCUACGUCAUCAUCUUUACUUGCUUUAGGAGUAGGUCUCUAUCUGAACGGGAAUUUUAUCGGGUGGGGUUAUGUUGAAGAGUACCAAACUGUAAAUUUACAAGAAACCCCUUUGACUCUGAUAUCGACGCUCAAUUUACAAAAAGGAGAUGAAAUUUGGUUGCAGAUAACAUUAAUUUCGGAUAGCGUGAGUCUUUUGGAUGACGGAAGGAACUGCUGGACCCACUUUACGGGAUAUAUUUUGGAAGAAGAAAUGAUUUUUUAAACAUGUUGUGAGACGGAAAGUAAAUAAACUUGAAAUUA
Messenger RNA from Daphnia pulicaria, 1684 nucleotides. RefSeq lists its product as uncharacterized. NCBI's taxonomy places the organism in Eukaryota, Metazoa, Arthropoda, Branchiopoda, Diplostraca, Daphniidae. Gene Ontology annotation, molecular function: protein binding; extracellular matrix structural constituent. Bases 81 to 1646 code for a protein of 521 amino acids. The transcript is spliced from 7 exons. The record is from RefSeq and is a predicted model, not a curated record.